AUGUCCCGUUGUGAAUGCCUUCUCGACAUGGGAUUGACCAGUUUGUCGGGGGCCCACCCGUCGUCGAGCUCACCUCGGCAGAUCAGCGCUUUCCUGCGACGUUUGUCGAAGUCAGGGCAACACCUGGCCGCUUGGCGCUCACUGACGAGUUGGCAGAAGUUGGGAGUGGAGAUGAACCAGAUCCAUCACAACAUUGUGCUGAGUGCCUCAGCGAAGGCCUCUGAUUGGUUGCUGGCACUUCACAUUUUCGGCGUUAUGCAGCAGUACAUGUGCCCCGAUCUCAUCAGCCAUUGCGGCGCCAUGGAGGCAUGUUCCAAAGCCAGCCUUUGGCAGGCCUCUCUUCAAUUGUUGAGCUCGGCACAACAUGCGAAACUGACUCCGGACGUGGUCAUGGUCAGUGCAGGAAUUGACGCCUGUGAUGCUGGAAGGAAUUGGCAAGGAGCUGUGCAUUUUCUGGAAUUAAUGAAAGCGUGGGCAGUGCGCCCAAACCCGAUCACUUACACCAACCUUUUGAGUGCCUGUGGUUCCUGCGGCCAGUGGCCGGUGGCAUUGGCACUCAUCUCCACCAUGACUUCACCCAACACAGUCAGCUGUGGUGCGGGCAUCAGCAGCUUGGGAUCUCAGUGGCAGGUCGCCAUCCAACUGAUGAAGUGGAUGCAAGGUCUCCAUGUGCAGCAGAACACUGCCACCUACAACAGCCUUAUAAAGGUUUGUGGCGCUGGUGGCGCUUUGGAAGUGGGGCUAAACCUUCUUGACGACAUGCGAGCCGAGAAGGUUUUGCCCAACGCACUGACGUUUACUUCUUUGAUGUCAGCAGUUGGCAGUUCACAGGAAUGGAUGCGUGCCAUGGACUUGGCCAAACUGAUGCAGUCAAGCAAGGUAUCCAUCAAUCUUAUCACUCGGAACAGCCUUAUCAAUGCCCUGUCUCAGGGCUCAGCAUGGCAAACGGCUUUGACCAUUCUGGUGCAAACGCUGAGCAGUUGCCAGGCCACAGAUUCUGCCAGCUUUCAUGCAGUAAUUCGAGCAGCUGAUGUCGCUUCGAAAUGGCCGCUGGCUCUGGUGGUUUUGGCUGAAAUGCCAAAGCGUCACAUUGAGGGCUGCUUGGUUUGCUGCAGUUCCGCAAUGCGAGCCUGCAGGAGCGAAUGGCAGGUGGUCGUGGCGUUGCUGGCCUCGGUGUUUUCAUUGCAACUGCUUCCAGACGCAACUGCCUACACGGCAGCAGUGACUGCAUGUGGUCAGGCCAGUCAUUGGCAAGCAGCCUUGGACAUUUUUGCAGGGAUUCCAAACAAGGAUGUCAAUGCGAUCACCUACAGCGCUUUAACUGGGGCACUUUCUACAGCUGGCGUGUGGGAGCUAGUUUCUGCGUCGGUACGGGAUAUGAUAGCACGAGACAUUAGGAGCUUCUCAGAGUCGAAGUAUGACCAUACGGUACAAGCCGGGAGCUCUUUGGACUGCUUCAAGCACUCUAUUCUGGUGAUGUUCCUUCAAGACUUUUGUGCGAAUGCAGAUCCAUUGCUUUUCGUGGAUACGCAUGCUGGUCGAGGUUUGUAUGAUCUGAGCGUGGAAGGAAGGACCAGCACAAACUACGAGCUUGGGAUUGGCAAGCUCUUGGCACUGAAAGCUGAAGCCCAGAUGCUUGCCUAUCAACAAGCAAUAUUUAGAUAG
Durusdinium trenchii is the source of this 1665-nucleotide messenger RNA. The record is from the annotation of a GenBank genome assembly. Lineage: Eukaryota; Dinophyceae; Suessiales; Symbiodiniaceae.